Messenger RNA from Callorhinchus milii (elephant shark), 2832 nucleotides. It is a transcript of the gene acox3, whose product is annotated as acyl-CoA oxidase 3, pristanoyl. Gene Ontology annotation, molecular function: FAD binding; pristanoyl-CoA oxidase activity; fatty acid binding. The transcript is spliced from 18 exons. Gene Ontology annotation, cellular component: peroxisome. Lineage: Eukaryota; Metazoa; Chordata; Chondrichthyes; Chimaeriformes; Callorhinchidae. Bases 102 to 2207 code for a protein of 701 amino acids. The record is from RefSeq and is a predicted model, not a curated record. Gene Ontology annotation, biological process: fatty acid beta-oxidation using acyl-CoA oxidase; lipid homeostasis.
CGGAGGCUGGCGCGCCCUGAUGACGUCAUACCGUCCCUGGCCGCCAGCACAGGCGCGAGCAGCUGUGACGUUCACACGAUUGAGGUGUCUCAGAUGCAGAAAUGAGUACAAUCCAUUCCGAGGAAAAUAUCUUGGAUUCGCUGCUGCCUGAUUUUCCCAAUGGUCCAUUGGAUUUAUAUCGGAAGAAAGCUUCCUUUAAUUGGAAGGAACUUGCCCUGUUUUGGGAUGGGAAGGAGAUUAUAAACAUCAAGAAACAUGUAUUUAAAACCAUGGAAAAUGAUCCAGUCUUUGCUCGCCAGCCUGGGGAAGACCUAACCCUGGAAAAGCAGCGGGAGCUGACUUUCCUUCGCUGCAGACGACUGUUUGAAUAUGACAUCUUAACAUUGGAAGAAGCUAUGCAGAACCCUCUUCAGGCUGUAGCAAUAAGUGACUGUUUCGGCAUGUAUGAUUGGUCUCUAUCUGUUAAGUACUUUCUUAAUAGACAGACAUUUAGUGGAACUGUUAUCGUUUCUGGAUCUAGUCGGCAUCUGGACUAUAUAAAGAAAAUAAACAACAUGGAGAUCUUUGGAUGUUUUGCUUUGACUGAAUUAAGCCAUGGCAGCAACGCUAGGGCUAUGAGAACAACAGCAAAAUAUGAUCCCACCACUCAGGAAUUUAUCAUCACUUCUCCUGACUUUGAAGCAGCCAAGUUUUGGGUUGGAAACCUUGGGAAAACUGCCACACAUGCUGUGGUGUUUGCACAACUCUAUACCCCUGGUGGAGAAUGUCAUGGGCUCCAUUCUUUUAUUGUGCAGAUCCGAGAUCCCAAAACUCUACUCCCAAUGCCAGGAGUAAUGGUUGGAGAUAUGGGGAAGAAACUGGGACAGAAUGGCCUGGACAAUGGGUUUGUUAUGUUCCAUGAUGUUAGAAUACCUCGGGAAAACCUGCUAAAUAGAACUGGAGAUGUCACACCUGAAGGAAUUUAUGUAUCUCCGUUCAAGGAUUCUAAUCAGCGAUUUGGUGCAUCUCUUGGAGCACUGUCUGCUGGCAGAGUGACGAUCGCUGGCAUAGCAGUUGUCAAUCUUAAGCUUUGCCUGUCAAUUGCUAUUCGAUAUUCAGCAGUACGGCGUCAGUUUGGACCUACAGACAAUGAAGAAAUACCAGUGCUUGAAUAUCAAAUGCAGCAAUGGCGCCUUAUUCCCUAUUUGGCUGCCACCUUUGCACUAGAUCACUUUUCCAAGACAUUCUUUCUCAGCUAUGCUGAGUUUCAAAUGGGACUAAUGAUGAAGGACAAGAGUGAGAGACAGAAAGAACUUGGUAGAGAAAUACAUGCUGUUUCCAGCGCAAGCAAACCUCUUGUUUCGUGGACUGCUCAACAAGGCAUUCAAGAGUGCCGUGAAGCUUGUGGUGGUCAUGGCUUCCUUGCCAUGAAUCGCAUUGGGGACAUAAGAAAUGACAAUGAUCCAAACUGCACUUAUGAAGGUGACAACAAUGUCCUUCUACAGCAGACUAGCAAUUACCUGCUCGGUUGGGUGAAAAUAAAGCACCAAGACCAGGGUACAGUCAAGUCUCCAUUGCAUUCGAUUGAUUUUCUUGAAGACUUCAAUUCCAUUCUUAAUCAAAAAUUCAUUUCAACCAAUGAUGAUGGCAUGGACGCCUCAGUUGCUUUGGCUGCGUACAAAUGGCUAGUUUGUUACCUGUUGAGAGAAAGCCACAUGAAAUUUGAUCAGGAGAAGAAAUCGGGAAAAUCAGAUUUUGAGUCCAGAAACAACAGUCAGGUAUAUUAUUGCAGAUCCCUGGCAAUUGCAUUUAUCGAGUACAAUGUAUUUCAACGAUUCCAUGACUUUACUCAUAAUUGUAGCACACCGACCUCCCUGCAGCCUGUGUUAAAACGACUCAGUGCUCUGUAUGGACUCUGGGCUCUUAGCAAACAUACAGCUGUGCUGUACCAAGGGGGAUAUUUCCAUGGUGAACAACCUGCUAAAAGUUUGCAAAAUGCUAUUCUAAACCUCUGUGCACAGUUGAAGAAUGAUGCAGUGGCUUUGGUGGAUGUCAUUGCUCCUCCUGACUUUAUUUUGAAUUCACCUAUUGGAAAAGCUGAUGGCGAGAUACAUAAAAACCUGUGGACAGCAGUUCUUCAGGGAAAGUCGGUACUUGAGAGACCAUCGUGGUGGGCAGAAUUUUGUGUCAACAAACCUUCUGUCAAUAGCCUGAGGUCAAAACUCUGAUUCAGCCACCUUCUGAAAGCACGUAAAUACACCUGGAGUUAUGACCAAUCUCUGAACCAUAUCAUCUGUGACUUUCAGUUAAUGCUGCGUAGAAUUAUUCUCAAACAAAUUGUCAUUCCUUUGCAAGAAUUUACAUGAAGAGUUUAUGUUCAAACAAUGAAUGAUUUGAGUGAAACUGAAUUGAAAACAUGCAAUUUUCAGUACAUGACAGGGAAUCAAUAAAUCAUCCUUCAGAGGAGUAAUUGCAAGGUUUCUGCUAUGUUUGAAUAUGCCAUCGAAUUUGCUAUUCUGGUAAAGUGCCAAGGCAACAGUUAAACAGGUAGUGGCUCAAAUGGGAGCAGAACUGUGAAUGUACUAAUGAUGUUUGCUGUUGAACUUCACUCAGUGAAUUGAGUGUAAGGUGAGUUGAAGUAGCCUUAUUCCUUGAGAUGCAUUGACAUAUCUUAAAUUCUUAUACAGCAUUGCUUGUCGUUCAUUGUUACCCAUAUUCCACUGUUUGUGAAUCAUAAGAAAGAAUGAUGUGAAUUUGAAAAUGAAAAGUUAAAAUAAAUUUGCUGAAAUAUGUAUUUGCUCAUGAAUGUUUGUCUUUAGAUUUGCUCCUUGUUCAAAGUAAUUUGAUUAAAAA